AUGCGGCGAGUCGGGCAGCACGCGAAUGCGCUCGCAGGGGCGGCUCUGGCCGCGGCAACGGUCGUGGGGUGCCCGUCCAGGGUUCUGCUGACACCUUCGCGGGGGAAGUACGUGCGCCAGCCGAGCCCGCAGUGGGACCCGCUCCACGAGGACAUCAACGCACACGUGAAGAAGCGGAUCCCCGGGGAGACGCGCGUGGACCGGGUUCGGCGCUUUGCGCGGGAGUGGCGUAACGUGGAGUUGGAGCUAGGCGUUUACAAGGACUCCCGUGGGCGGGAGAUCAAGUACCGAAAAACCUUCGUCUACCGCUACACGUACCCCAACGCGUUUGAUGAAUUCUGGUGGCCGUGCAAAUGA
This is a messenger RNA of Trypanosoma conorhini, 357 nucleotides long. RefSeq lists its product as uncharacterized. The transcript has a single exon. The record is from RefSeq and is a predicted model, not a curated record. NCBI's taxonomy places the organism in Eukaryota, Euglenozoa, Kinetoplastea, Trypanosomatida, Trypanosomatidae. The coding region runs from base 1 to 357 and encodes 118 amino acids.